Messenger RNA from Lycium barbarum (goji berry), 6732 nucleotides. RefSeq lists its product as uncharacterized. Bases 1 to 6732 code for a protein of 2243 amino acids. Gene Ontology annotation, biological process: DNA integration. Lineage: Eukaryota; Viridiplantae; Streptophyta; Magnoliopsida; Solanales; Solanaceae. Gene Ontology annotation, molecular function: RNA-DNA hybrid ribonuclease activity; nucleic acid binding. The transcript is spliced from 4 exons. The record is from RefSeq and is a predicted model, not a curated record.
AUGGCCCAUAAGGAUGGAAACGAGUCAGACGGUGAUGAAUCUCGAGGUCAGAUGGUUCAACAUGAAUCAGCAUCAGCGGAGGAAGUAAGGAUGUUGAGACAACAAAUGGCUGACAUGUACCAGGCUUGGAUGAAUGGGCAAGCUCCACCAUCUUCAAUCCCUGGAUUCCCGGAUGUGACUAUGUCAAUUCCCAUUGAAACCCCGACAAGUGAACCACUUUUUCCUCCUGGAUUUGGUCCACAUGUUAACAUAUCCAACACUUAUGGAACUUCCACUGUGCGCCUUCCAAAUGCACCCCUCAGAAAUAACCCACUUUUCAUCCCCACUGUACAAACUACUACAAUCCCUCAACCAACAUUGGUACAGAAGUCCAAUAAUGAGCCUCCAUCUAAAGGUCACCACGAUCAAUAUUAUUCUCCGGAAUUGACCUUUAAAGUCCCAAACUCGUAUAACCCCUUUCAGCAGUAUAGUUCCCCCGUCGAGAUUGAGAAAAUUGCUAAGAUUGAGGGACAAGAAGAAAUGGCUAGAAAAAUGAAGAGUCUAGAGCAGAGUGUGAGGAAUAUGCAAGGAUUAGGAGGUCCAAAAAGCGUCUCAUACAGAGAUUUGUGUAUGUUCCCCAAUAUUCAUUUGCCCCUUGGGUUUAAGACUCCAAAGUUUGAGAAGUACGAUGGUCACGGUGACCCCGUAGCACACUUGAAGAAGUAUUGUAAUCAACUAAGAGGGGCAGGGAGUAAGGAAGAAUUACUCAUGGCAUAUUUUGGAGAAAGUCUAGUAGGAAUUGCCUCAGAAUGGUUCAUCGAUCAAAAUGUUUCUAAUUGGCCUACAUGGGAUGACAUGGCAGGAGAUUUUGUUCGACAAUUUCAGUAUAACAUUGAUAUUGUGCCUGAUCGCACUUCUCUCGCCAGUAUGAAGAAAAAGGCUACCGAGAGUUUUAGAGAAUAUGCUAUCAAGUGGAGGGAACAAGCUGCCAGGGUCAAACCGCCGAUGAAGGAGUCGGAAAUGAUUGAUGUUUUCCUCCAGGCACAAGAACCUGAUUACUUCCACUACUUGCUUUCCACAGUGGGAAAGACAUUCGCAGAAGCAAUUAAAGUUGGUGAAAUGGUUGAAAAUGGCAUCAAGUCCGGCAAAAUUGUGAGUCAGGUAGCACUCAAGGCUACCACCCAAGCAAUUCAAAAUGGGUCUGGUGGUUUUGGAAAUCGAAAAAAGAAAGAGGAAGGAUCCAUGAUGGCAUCAGGGUCCAGUGCUGCUCAAAGGGGGACAAACCACCAAAUCUUACGAGGACAAUCCAACUCACCUCAACAUUUUUAUCCACACCAGGAUCCCCACUACUCAAUUGCUCCACCCCAAUAUACGGUUUUCAACACCCAGGCAUAUGCCCGACCUCCUCAACGCCAACAAUGGAGGGCGUCUGCUCCACAAGGCUUUCGUCCCCAACAACAAAAUUUUCAAGCACCUUAUAAUCCACAUCCUAAGACUGAUUAUGUAAGAGAACAAAGACAAAGGGAAAAUUUCACCCCAAUUGGAGAAUCAUACACAAGCCUGUUGCGGAAAUUGAUACAAUUGGGUUUGAUUGAACCUAUCAUGUCGUAUAAUGUCAACCCAAAUGCAAGAGGUUUUGAACCCACUGUUAGGUGCGAGUAUCAUUCUAACGCUCAGGGUCAUAGCACAGAAAAUUGUUUUACUUUGAAGAGAGCCAUUGAGAAGCUAAUUGAUGACAAAGCAAUUGUGAUACAUGACGAAGAGGCUCCGAAUGUCACCAACAACCCACUUCCUGCUCACAACAAUGCUCAUGUUGUUGGGAUGAUCUGUGACGAUAAGGAAUACAAGCAAACAGGCAAAACAAUAAUGGAAAUUGACACCUUAAAAGAAAGGUUGGGUAUGGUAACAAAGUCUGCACAAGAAGCACCGUUGUUUGUAAAAGGUGCAAGUCCUAAUGCGAAUCUCAAAGGCUCGGGGAAGUUGAUAUUAUAUGUUCCUGGAGCCACAAAGAAAAAAGAGACAUUAGUAACUGGACCAAAAUUAUAUGUUCCUAGUGGUUUUCCCAGGUUUAGUCAAAACCAGAAUGGUUUAGAAAAGAUGACAAAACCAAUUGGCAAGGAGAUUGUUGAAGAAAUAGACGAAACCGGUGGCUUAACGCGUUCUGGAAGGUGUUAUGCUCCAGAAGAAUUAAGGAGAGCCAAACAAGCUAGGGAUAACCAAUUUCCGGUGAAAAAACCUAUCACUGAAGAAGAAGCUGAAGAGUUCAUGAAGAAGAUGAAAGUUCAGGAUUACUCUAUUGUUGAUCAGUUGAGAAAAACUCCUGCUCAGAUUUCAUUGCUAUCUUUGCUCAUACAUUCUAAAGAGCACUGUCAAGCAUUGAUUAAAAUUCUAAAUGAGGCACAUGUUUCAGACAAAACAACUGUAAGUCACUUGGAAAAGAUGGCCAAUAGAAUAUUUGAGGUGAAUAGAAUCACUUUCACCGACGAUGAGUUACCUGUGGAAGGAGCUGGACAUAAUAAGGCUUUGCAUUUAACUGUCAAAUGUGAAGAACAUUAUGUGGAAAGAGUCAUGAUUGAUGGAGGCUCGGGUGUGGACAUCUGCCCCCUCUCUACUUUGCAAAGUUUGAAAAUCAGCACAGAUAGAAUUCGUACUAACAAUGUGUGCGUUCGAGCUUUCGAUGGCGCAAAAAGAGACACUAUUGGUGAGAUUGAUCUUACUUUAAAAAUUGGACCUGUUGAUUUUGGGAUCACAUUCCAAGUUAUAGACAUGGACACUUCCUACAAUUUGCUUUUGGGAAGGCCAUGGAUCCAUGCAGCCAGAGCGGUGCCAUCUACUUUACAUCAAGUGGUCAAGUUUGAAUAUGAGAAGCAAGAAAUUAUUGUUCACGGUGAAGAUGAUCUUUCAAUAUAUAGAGACCCUUCUGUCCCAUAUGUCGAGGCCAAGGAAGGUUGUGAAUCCCUCGUAUUUCAGACCUUUGAAAUAGUGGCAGCUGAUCAGUUUAUGGAAGGGAAGCCUAUAUUAAAGCCUCAUCUAUCCUCUACUUCAGUCAUGGUGGCUACACAAAUGCUGCAAAACGGUUAUGAGCCAGGAAAGGGCUUGGGGGUGUCAUUGCAAGGAAUUGUUGACCCUAUCUCUCCAUUUGGUAAUCAAAAUACUUUUGGUUUGGGUUUUAAGCCAACUAAUGCUGAUAGGAAAUGGGCAAAAGAGCAGAAAAAUAAGGUUUGGAAAUUGCCAAAGCCCAUUCCCCACAUUUCCAAGUCUUUUACUAGGUCACGUCUUGAAGAGAAUAAGGAUAUGUCUGUCCAAGAUGACGUGGACGAAAUAUGUCAAGGUCUCAAAGAAAUGUUCUAUGGAGUAAACAUGGUUCAGAUUGGUGAAGGCCAUAGUCAUGCAGAUGUGCAACGUAUUGGCCCAGAAGUCAAGCUCGCCAACUGGGAAGCCACUCCUCUCCCCAUAAAGAAGGAGUCUUGUUUCAUUAACGCCGGCUUUAAUAACAUGACAUGCAUGCGGAAUUCACGUCCAGAUCUUAAAGAGCUGUCUAAUCUCGAAACAAUGAAUCAAGAGGUUGAUGAAUAUGAUGAAGAAGAGGCUUUUGAAGAAAUAAAAAGGGAACUGGAUCAAUUUGAGAAUAAGCCUAAGCCUAAUCUAAAUGAAACCGAGGCAAUUAAUUUGGGAACUUCUGAAGAAACUAGAGAAACAAAGAUAAGCAUUCAUGCCGAACAAAAGACCAGAGAUGACAUAAUCCAGGUUUUGUUUGAAUAUAAAGAUGUGUUUGCUUGGUCUUAUGAUGACAUGCCAGGUUUGAGCGUUGAUCUGGUAGUGCACAAACUUCCUACAUACCCUGACUUCCCACCAGUCCAACAAAAGCAAAGAAAAUUUAAGAAAGAGGUGAGUGAUAAGAUUAAAGAGGAAAUCAUGAAGCAAUUGAGUGCAAAUGUGAUCAGGGUCGUCCGAUUUACUACAUGGCUAGCAAAUGUUGUGCCCAUACCAAAGAAGGAUGAGAAAACCAGAGUUUGUGUUGACUAUAGAGACUUGAACAAAGUCAGUCCAAAGGACAACUUUCCUUUGCCUAACAUCCACAUUCUUGUUGACAAUUGUGCAAAACACGAGAUUCAAUCUUUUGUGGAUUGUUAUGCUGGGUAUCACCAAAUUUUGAUGGAUGAAAAGGAUGCAGAAAAGACCGCCUUCACCACCCCAUGGGGUACUUAUUGUUACAGGGUUAUGCCAUUUGGUUUGAAGAACGCAGGGGAAACUUACAUGAGAGCUAUGACUACUAUCUUACACGACAUGAUGCAUAAAGAAAUCGAAGUGUACGUCGAUGAUGUGAUCAUUAAGUCCAAAACUCAAGCUGAUCAUGUGCGUGAUCUAAGAAAGUUCUUUGAAAGAUUGCGCAAGUACAACCUCAAGCUCAAUCCAGCCAAGUGUGCAUUUGGAGUUCCAUCUGGGAAACUUCUUGGGUUUAUAGUUAGUCGGCGAGGAAUUGAAUUAGACCCCUCCAAGAUAAAGGCCAUUCAGGAAUUACCGCCCCCGAAGAACAAAACUGAAGUCAUGAGUCUUCUUGGUAGGUUGAACUACAUCAGUAGGUUCAUCGCUCAGCUCACCACUACAUGUGAGCCCAUAUUCAAGCUGUUGAAGAAGGAUGCCGCUGUCAAGUGGACAGACGAGUGUCAAGAGGCUUUUGAUAAGAUUAAGGAAUAUUUAUCUAACCCUCCAGUGCUUGUUCCACCAGAACCGGGUAGGCCUUUGUUUUUAUAUCUAUCAGUGAUGGAUAAUUCCUUUGGUUGCGUUCUAGGACAACAUGAUGCCACAGGCAAGAAGGAACAAGCGAUCUAUUAUUUGAGCAAGAAGUUUACAAGCUACGAGUUUGACAUUGUCUAUGUCACCCGCACCGCUAUAAAAGCACAAGCAUUGGCCGAUCAUUUGGCAGAAAACCCAGUUGACGAUGAGUAUGAGCCUUUGAAUACUUACUUUCCUGACGAAGAGAUCAAUUCAGUUGAGGAAGAAGUUCGCGAUGACAGUCAUGUCUGGAAAUUAUACUUUGAUGGAGCGGUCAACAUUAAAGGUGUCGGGAUUGGGGCAAUUCUUAUUUCACCAAUGGGGCAUCAUUAUCCCGCCACGGCACGACUUCGUUUCUUCUGUACUAAUAAUACAGCGGAAUAUGAAGCUUGCAUAAUGGGUUUAAACAUGGCAAUACAUCUGGAUGCACAUGAAUUAAUAGUUUUUGGAGAUUCUGACUUACUCAUUCGGCAGGCUCAGGGUGAAUGGGAAACUCGAGACAUCAAGCUCAUUCCGUACAAACGAUGUUUGGAGGACCUUAGCAAAAGGUUUAAGUCAAUUGAGUUCAGAUAUAUUCCCAGAUUUCACAAUGAGUUGGCUGAUGCUUUGGCCACUUUAGCCUCAAUGCUUCCAUACCCAGGCAAUGCUUACAUUAAUCCGUUAGAGAUUCAGAUUAGGGAUCAACAUGGUUAUUGCAAUACAAUUGAAGUAGAGCCAGAUGGUGAGCCAUGGUAUCACGAUAUCAAAAGAUUCCUAAAAACACAACAGUAUCCAAUACAUGCCGAUAGAGAUAAAAAAAGAACUAUUAGGCGACUUUCCAAUGGUUUCUUUCUGAGUGGGGAGAUCUUAUACAAAAGGACCCCGGAUUUGAAUCUGUUGAGAUGUGUGGAUACCCAAGAAGCUGAAAUGAUCAUGAAUGAAGUGCACUCCGGAGUAUGUGGCCCGCACAUGAACGGUUAUGUUCUAGCAAAGAAGAUUCUUCGAGCAGGAUACUAUUGGCUUACCAUGGAGCGAGAUUGUUUUCGCUUUGUUCGCAAGUGUCAUCAAUGUCAAAUUCACAGUGACAAAAUUCAUUCUCCCCCGUCGGAGUUGCACCCUAUGUCUGCUCCUUGGCCUUUCAUAGCUUGGGGGAUAGAUGUUAUUGGGCCAAUUGAGCCAAAAGCUUCUAAUGGGCACAGAUUCAUUUUAGUUGCCAUUGACUACUUCACCAAAUGGGUAGAAGCUGUUACGUUCAAAUCAGUCACCAAGAAAGCGAUGGUAGACUUUAUUCACUCUAACAUCAUAUGUCGUUUUGGUAUACCAAAGACCAUUAUCACAGACAAUGCGGCCAACUUUAAUAGUCAUCUCAUGAAGGAGGUAUGUGAGCAAUUUAAAAUUGUGCAUCACAACUCUACCCCUUAUCGACCCAAAGCCAAUGGAGCUGUUGAAGCUGCAAACAAAAACAUCAAGAAGAUCCUCAGGAAGAUGGUACAAGGAUCCAGGCAAUGGCAAGAGAAAUUGCCUUUUGCUCUUUUAGGGUACCGCACGACAAUCCGCACGUCUGUUGGCGCAACUCCUUACUUAUUGGUUUAUGGAACUGAGGCAGUCAUACCAGCAGAAGUAAAGAUCCCCUCUCUUCGAAUCAUUGUUGAAGCAGAGAUUGAUGACACUGAAUGGGUCAAGUCUAGACUAGAACAAUUAUCGUUAAUCGAUGAAAAGCGGUUAACAACAGUUUGUUUUGGCCAGUUAUACCAGCAAAGGAUGGCUCACGCUUACAACAAUAAGGUGCAUCCAAGACGUUUUGAGGUGGGCCAACUUGUUAUGAAACGCAUCCUUCCGCACCAAGAAGAAGCGAGGGGAAAAUUCGCCCCAAAUUGGCAGGGCCCUUAUGUUAUCAAACAGGUGUUGUCAAAGGGAGCUUUGCAGUUGUCCGAUAUAGAGGGAAAGGUGACUGACAUAGCCAUUAACACAGACUCAAUCAAAAGAUAUUAUGUUUGA